This is a messenger RNA of Liolophura sinensis, 7115 nucleotides long. Its product is annotated as ras-related protein R-Ras2-like. Bases 65 to 664 code for a protein of 199 amino acids. Gene Ontology annotation, biological process: signal transduction. The record is from RefSeq and is a predicted model, not a curated record. NCBI's taxonomy places the organism in Eukaryota, Metazoa, Mollusca, Polyplacophora, Chitonida, Chitonidae. Gene Ontology annotation, molecular function: GTP binding; GTPase activity. The transcript has 6 exons. Gene Ontology annotation, cellular component: membrane.
GGUUGUCAGUUUCUUUCCUUUCUGUGAUGACAACAUUGCCCACCUUUGGGGACUGGUAGGCGCAAUGUCUCGUAAUCAUGAGGCUAACAGUUAUAGCCAGAGCUACAAAUUAGUUGUUGUUGGAGGCGGCGGUGUUGGAAAAAGUGCCUUGACUAUUCAGUUUAUACAGUCAUACUUUGUUACGGACUAUGACCCAACUAUAGAAGACUCUUACACAAAGCAGUGUGUAAUAGAUGAUGUUGUGGCCAGGCUGGAUAUUUUGGACACAGCAGGCCAGGAAGAGUUCAGUGCUAUGAGAGAACAGUACAUGAGAUCAGGGGAGGGGUUUUUACUCGUCUUCUCUGUUAUAGACCGCAGUAGUUUUGAUGAGAUCUAUAAAUUUCACAAACAGAUAUUAAGGGUGAAGGAUAGAGAUGAAUUCCCCAUGUUAAUAGUGGCUAACAAAGCGGACCUGGAACAUAUGCGAAUGAUAAGUCGAGAUGAAGGCAUAGAGUUGGCCCGUCAGUUGGACCUUUCCUAUAUUGAAGCCAGUGCAAAACUCCGCAUGAAUGUUGACCAGUCUUUCUAUGAUUUGGUUCGAAUUGUCAGAAAAUUUCAGGCAGAAGAACGUCCGCCUCCCAAGAUGGUGAAGAAGAAGAAAGUGCGGAGCUGUCAGUUGUUGUAGUUGUACACAAGAAGUCCUGCACUACUCUGUUGUUGUUGUAGUGGUCAUGUGACUACUGUGGUCAUCACUCGAUCAUUCUCACCCCACAAAGCUCAUCAUCCACCAGUAGGACAGUUGAUCGCUAAACACCCCGAAAUCUAAGCCCAACCUGUGUAUAUAUACCUUACGAAUCAUUUAAUGGUGACUGCUGUUGGAACGUUUGUUUUACUUUAAGUUUUUGUCCUGAUUUUAAUUUCUACUGGUAUCCUAUUUUACUAAAACUGUGAAUAAGCUGUGUACUUAUGUGUGAUAUGUACUGGUACUGUGUGGAUAAUAGCUAGCAGUUGAGAAUCAUUACACAUACAAGUAUUAAUGGAGCAGAAAAUUUGCCCAUGCUUCCAUUAAUAAACACAUGGUAAACAGGUGACAGCUCCUGUGAAUUUUUCAGAACUGGCCCAUAUAGAAUUGAAAAGUUACCAGUCUUGGUAAGGUGACUGUAAGGAGGUCAGGGGUCAUCCACCUCUCUAGAAAUGGAGGCUAUAAUGGUCUUACUCACUCUUUACCCUUUAACUUUUUUUCACAUGUUUCCAUGAGGUUUGUAUUCUUGUGAUGUGACAUUUUUACAGGUCAUGCACUUUAAUGUACUGUAGCUAUUUAUGUCACAGAUGUGCACUUCAAAUAUUUUAAAAAGCAAACUGAUUUGACCUCCAUUUCCAGAGCUCGAUAUCCUCACAUGUCGUAUCUGUAACAUAUCUAUUGACCUUGGCUACAUAACAGUUGUCACGGCCUAAAAUAUGUUAAAAAGAGCAGUAAGGAUUUCAGAUUAUGAUAUGUAAUGGUAUCUAAAAUGGCUUCAACGAACUCAAAUUUAUUACAGUGUCAUCUUUUAUGGCGGCUGGCUUACUUUUCAUCUGGUUUAGAUUUGAUAAACAUUAUUGGCAAAAAUUACAAGCUUUUCACUCUAUAAUGUACCUGUGUUGUAAUUUCAUCAAUGUUCUAAUCAUAUAUUGUUGCUUGUAUGUGGAAUAUGUUAAUGUGUUAUACAUGUUCAGACAUGUCCUUCUUUUUUUCUCAUUUAAAUCUUUCCAAGUAACUUAUCUAAAUGGUACAUGUAUGCAGAAUGAAACAAACUCAACACAUCAGAAUACAAUAUGCCAAGUUGUAGAACGCAGAAUCUAUCAGGUGUGCGUUUUAUGACAUAAGUACAUAUACUUGUAUAGAGGUUAAUUAUUUUUUUUUUCGAACAAAGGCAGCUCAGUUCAAGUUUCUUGAACCUGACUCAGCAAAUUAGUUACCAUCUAGUCAAACCUCUGGUACUUUUUCUUUGUUAUUUAUCUACCAGGAAUUAGUCUGGCUAUAUGAAUAAAUUAUUUAAUAUAUUUGAUCAUAGAUAAGGUACUAUAAAUGGACGUGGAUAAGGGAAAGAAGCAUAAGUAUACAGAGAGCUUCUGGUAUUUUAAAGAGAUAAGUGCUUGCAUUUUUGCUGGUUGAGUGUACUUGAAAACAAGUGAAAAUGAUCAAGUUGUAAAAGUAUGCAUAAGAAGCUCAUAUAUGAUCCUUAGUCAUCAUUAUCAUGGAAAUACAUGGUCAGUGCAUGGAAGAUAAUGCUCAUAAUAUACCCCGUAGCAUGUUACAUGCUGUUAACCAACAUGGAAGAAAACUUUUUGUGUUGUCAAAUUCAGUAGAUAAAUGCAAAACUGUAUGUACAAAAUCGUACACCACAUCUUUCUAGGAUAUCAAAUCUUUGCUGAGUCCUAAAUAUAUUGAAAGUAGUUCGAUUAAUUUGUGACCUUAUUAACUUUUGUUUUAAUAAAGAAUUAAAUGCAGCAGUGAGAUUCAUUUCCUUCUGACAUGAAGGUAGAUGACAUUGCAAACCUGCUAUCUUGUAAGGUUGCAACUUUGGGUAAAAAGUGCCAUUACAGUUUGGAAGUGACCACUGCUUGCCAGAAGUCUGAUUUUGUGCAUGGGAAGCAUUUCAAAACUAUCACAAGAAAAAUGACAAACUGUAUAACUGCAUAAUGAAGCGAGUGUGUGCUACUUGCUUAUCGUGUAAUCUUAUCACUGAGUAGUAUCUUCGUAUCGUCAAUACAAAAUCCUUCAACACCCUGCGCAUAUCGCAUUAUUUUAAAGGCAUUACAAUGACCUAUGCCCACCCCACUCAGUUAUGCACAGUGUCUGAAGUUGAAGGCAAAACAGCAUUGAAGUAUAGGCCUACUUAUAAAUUAUUUGUAUAGAAUAGGUAAUUCUGUUCAAAUCUUUGUUGAAGAGAAGAAUUAUAAACAGAGCAAUAUAUCUGUUUGCAUCAGAGCUGAGGCUGUACAUGUUGUGGUACAUACACCGUAGCUGUGCUGGUACAAGCACUGUAACUGUACUGGGUUGAGCGCAUCUUUAUAUGAUUUAGAUUAAGUCUGGGAUUAAGAGAUGGAUAAUCUUAUCAUUAUUAUAUUAUCUGUCUGUCUUAAUCCCAGAUUAAGUGCAUCACCCCAUGUAUGGUCAGAUGAAAUAGACUCCUCUGAAUUACUUCCUUAUUACACGAAAGCGACUGAUGUAAUGCAAGAUUAGUUUUUGAAAAUUAGAAAAUGCGAGAAGUGUGAUAAGCAUGUAGUGCAUAGAUUAUGUCACCACAAUGACCAAUAUUUUGUAGGUAAUAAAAUGUAAAAAUACAUGAUAUCAACUUGUGGAAUGUAGAGAGAUCUUUAGGGAAGUCCAUGUUUUUCAGUUUCAGUGUUUAAUGAAGCUGUCUGUUGUAUUUAAUUAGGGUCGACAUUUUAAAAUUACCUUUGAAUGGAUUAAAAAAUACAUAAGAUUGGUCCUUAACCUUCCAAAGAAAUUUAUAAAAUGAAGAUCUCUCUUAAAUCUAGGUCUUCAACUAGUUUAAACUCUGAAAUUUGGCACUAACCACACCUUACUCCUGAAAACGCACCUGUUAAAGGAGAGUGUGACCUCAAGGGAGGUAAUUCGAUGCAAGACUAUUGUAAGAUGAAGUAUACAGUAGUUAAUCUUCUGUCACUGUCUAUGUAUUUUACUGCAGUUUUGUCUUCACCCUGUGUUGCUGUAACUGAUGUAGAUAAACUCUGGCCUCUAUGCCAGGCUUGUAGGCUUAAAUACGGCCUCACAUCGUGUUUGAUUCCAAGCCAGUUUUUAUGCAAGAUGUUUGAAAUGAAAACUACAGAUGUGCUGGAUUGAUUUGGAACAUCCAGAUUUUGGGAGAAAGCAAAACCUCAGAAGAAAUAUCAAAGCAGAUCAUGGCACCUUUGUUAAACUAUAUAUUGUAUUUUGAAAUGUUCAGGAACUAAAUUUAGCAAUGAUAAUUAACAUUAAUUUAACUUAGUAUGAAUUUAGAUUUACACAUCCUCUACCAUAUGUCACAGGUGUGUUUCUUAACUAUUAUUACCAGAGUUGUUAAUAAAAUCUACUUGUAUGUUACAUGUAUAACUAUUCUAGCUAUAGUGUUAGUUAUGUACUCAGUACUCCCACCUCAAUAUCCAGCUUUAAUGUAAUCAUGUACACGACGGAAUGCCUUGUGUCUUCCAUAGCAGUUGUCACCUGUACUCAGUCCUGUUACAUUAGUUGUCAUGUUAAUUUUUCCUCAUACUUUACACUUUGAUUCGACCUGUUCACAUCUAUUUCAUAGUGAGCUUUUUUGUAUAAAAAAGUUCCAAGAAUCUAGUUUCAGUUCCUGUACAAAUGAUUUGUUAUUGUUGAAUUCCUUUACUACUGUAUUAUAUCAGUUCCAGCUUGUUGACUUCAGUAUCAUUAAUAUAUUACCAGGGACAUAUUUAAUAGAUCUUAUAAUCAUAUAACGGUGGGACUAUUAUGGUAAGCAUGCAGUCUUCAGUACAUACAUAAUGUUUAGAUAUUAAAUGUUCAUAACUGCACAUUUGAAAUAUGUUCUUCACUAUAUUUUCUUGAACAUGUAGGACAGUUUUCUAAGGUGCAGUUGUUAUGUGCUAGGCUGUCUUUGAGUUACUUCAGGACGACAACAUUGUGACAGUUCAGUGCUAAAUGACGUCACUGCUUUAUGGCAUAGUAGAACUAAUCUAAUCCUGUUCAGUUAGUUUUCAGUAUUCUAUACACCACCUCUUCAUGAAAUUGACUGUCACGUCAUGUUGUAAGAGGACAUCACUCUUUUGUAGUAACUCAAAAUGUGCGUAUUAAAAUGAGAAGGCCUGCUCAGCAGUCUGGGUGUUAGAAUCAGCCAGGAGGUUGUUUAGUAGUUUAUCUGUUCACCUUUGAUGGCAGUAUCAAAUUAGUUGUGUACCUUAAUCAGACAGACAUGUGCACUUAUGGGGUUUCUGACCUCUACAUGACAUCACUGUCAACUAGAAAUGCUCAUCCUUAAACUUUACAAUUUUUGUUCCAUAUUUCGAUACCCAUAUUUAAUAUUGAUCAACUUUGAGAUCUCAAUCAAUCAUUUAUGCUUAUCUCAUUCAUCACAAUCUUAUCAAUCAUUCACUCAUACCAGACCUCUAAGCGAUAAUUCAGCUAAUUCCAAACUAAUCCAUGGAAAUGUUUUGCAAAGAUACUCUGGUAUUCAGCCUAAAGACACCUGGACCUGGUUGAUCAGAAACAGUGGUAGUAUAACAGAAAAUGAAAGAUUUUUUGCAUUCUUUUAUUUCUUUACAAGGGAAAUAAUUUAAUCAAACCAAAGAUGGGUGUUUGCUUAAGUUACGAAUUUUGGAUUUUGGAUUAAUUUUAUUAUGUUGAGUAUUAUAUGAUGGAAAGAACAGAAGGAUUUCCUCAGGGCUCUGCCCGGUUUCCUCCCACCAUAAUGCUGGCAGCCGUCACAUAAGCGAAAUAUUCUUGAGUACGACAUAAAACAUAAAUCAAAUAAAUAAAUAUAUAGAUAAGAUGGAAAGACCACAAGUCCAGCUAUCUCCACUAUUUUAAUAUAAAUAGAAACCAAAGAGGUAGUGUUAAAUUUUGAUUUCAAAGCUUCUAAAAUGUAUUUAAUUGGCAUGAAAUUCAUGUAAGGUCAAAUCAUGUUAUAGAGUAAGACUUGCAUGGUAUUGGGUAGAUUCUUGUCCACAUGUCAGUCCAAUCAUUUUAUUUGUUGAGAAGUACGAUUUCACAUAACAUGAACUGCAUCCUGACAAGGAAAGCAUAUAAAGAGGUCAAGUAUUUCUGCGAAUUCGUCUUUUGCAUACAGUUUUCUCUGUUGGAGGAAGGGGUUUUAACUCAAUAGUCAUGUUGCAAUGUAUUUAAUGUGGAACCACUCUGAAAUUCUGAAAUCAGGACUGAUUUUCUGUUACAAACCCCAGGGAUAUUUUAUUUUAUACAAACUUCUUUUUGAGCUUUGCAAAUUAUUUUUUUAAGACUCUCAGUUACAGAAGUAAUGCUGAAACUAAUGAUUGUUACAUGUACUAUGUUACAUUUUAAGCAGGCAAGUUUUAUUUUCAUCUGCUACUGUAUUUUGUUAAGAAAUUAUUCGUACAUAGUAUUACCCUGUCAAUUCCACUGUCUGAAUGAAAUUAGAUUGAACAGGAUUGACAAGUAAAUAAAGGUGCCCUUAUUUCUAAAGUUAAUAUUGCAACAUACUCAAACUUGACGCAUUCCAUAAUGCAUGUAUGUUAAUCCAUCACCAUCCCUGUGUAAAGUAUGUGGACUCAUUCUGUUUAUUCAUGGGAUGUAAGGUAAGCAACAAACUUGAAAGGCCAUUCUUGAAUUUAGCAAGAAUUUUGAAAUUUCUUUUUUUGCAAAAAUAAACUGAAUAAAUAAAAGAAAGGAAAUAGAAAAAAUGUUUCAUCUUCUGUGGAGUAUCUCAUUGUGACAUGGUAAAGAGUGGAGGAUGUAAUGGGUCCGCUGACAACAGUUUGCUCUCCUGCUGAUACAUUACAAGGUUGUUGUGAAGAGGUGCUAUAGGGCCAUUCAACAGAGCAUACAGGCAAGCCUUUGUAAAAUAGACUGAUAUUUUUGCUGACCACCUAAUGACAUUAAUGCAAGUUUCAUUGGUUACAGCAAAACUUCUUGCCAUAUUAUUUACAAAUGAAAAAAUUGUAUGUCCCAUUUUGAAUUAAACAACUGAUAACAUUUAAAGCUUGCUUUGUGUUGAAUGCACCUGUUUACUUAUAAGAGAUUUGCGGAGUUAAAAUGAUUGAUCAGUUUCUAGUAAAUGUCUUAAAAGCUUUGGGAAAUUCCUUUCCAAUGUUUAUGUUCGAUGUAUAUGUAAUAUAGUGUUAAGGACUUCCUUAAAACAAUGGAAAUAAAUUAUGCAAUUGUGUAUUUUGUUGUUAAUGUACAAUGUAUUCAUAUUGUAAACCCUUUUACCCCCCACAUUUACACAAAUUACAGUCUAGAAAUGUCUGUGUGUAGCAUGUUAGUGUCCUAUAAUAGAUAUUUUAUCAAGUUAUAUAUAUUUUUGUAAAAAUUCCCUGGGUAAUCGAGUACUGGUGGAUUAAUCGUGGCUAUAGACUGUGUUUGUGUUUGUAGUCCGUAUGGUUGAUGUCUGUUAAUAAACUAUACUAGUAGUUCA